Messenger RNA from Aedes albopictus (Asian tiger mosquito), 3037 nucleotides. RefSeq lists its product as uncharacterized. Lineage: Eukaryota; Metazoa; Arthropoda; Insecta; Diptera; Culicidae. The record is from RefSeq and is a predicted model, not a curated record. The coding region runs from base 61 to 1086 and encodes 341 amino acids. The transcript has 3 exons.
ACAAAAUCUCAAACGAUGCUAGAAAGAUUUGUUAGAUACAGUUUUAAAAUUAUCUAAAUAAUGGGGUACAAACGGUGCUGCAUUCCUACUUGUACAAAUAGUACACAUUUGAAGGAUAAAUCCUUUUUGAAUUUAUCGACAAAGAACAGAACUAUCUGGAGGACCAUAAUUGAAGCCACUUGUGGUAUCGAUCUUCCAGAGAAUUCCUACAUUUGCGAAGACCACUUCGAAGAUACAGAUUUUCUCAACGUCGAUAACAAAAGUCAAGGCGUUUACAACUAUGCUGUACCCAAGAUCGACCCGGAAAGUGAUACGUUUUGUUCCGUUGUUGAAGAGCACUGCCCGAUGGAUUUUGACUUUGGAACCGGGGCGUGUGAGAACGAAUACGUCUGUGCUAUUGCCGGUCAUUCGCAGGAUGAUCAAUCAGAAGUCGAAGAAGGUUCAGUUUUGGAUUCGGACACAGUCGAUGUCAAUGUUACGAAUGCACCAGUCAUGAAGAGAGUAACUCCCGCAAUUGAACAUGAUCACGACUAUCUGAACGACCCAUUCCGAAGCAUAAUGAUCGCAGAGAAAAUGGUCGAAAUGGAAGCGCGCGAAGAGAGGCUUAAGCGCGAAUUACGGAAGAAAACCAAGAAGAUGCAUAAAAAAGAUGUCCGUAUUAAAAAGCUACGAACCGAACUAGCUCGCUUGAAGCAGCAGGUCAAAAAGCAGGAUGAAGAUCAACUAGUAGAUCCGAUCCUCUUAGAGCUGCAAGCAAAUAAGCUUCGGAAGUCUGGUGGGGCAAGGUAUUCCGAUUCCAUGAAACACCUUGCCUUAAUCCUCCACUACUGCUCCGUUAAGGCAUAUAAGCAAAUGAGACAAAUUUUUGCUUUUCCAUCUGUUAGCACUCUACGGAAGUGGCUUGCACAAAUAGACGUGGGCGAAGGAUUUUCAGCAAACAUUUUCAAUUUGUUGAAAAUCAAGGCAAGUUUUCAAUCAAAGAUCAAACAUACUAUUUCCCUUUCGAAAGUUGACCCAAUUUCGGAAGAUGCAGAUGCCAAAAAUGGGAUACUGGAGAAACAGCCGAUUAUUUACCGGAUACCAUGAAGUAGCAGGAAUUUGAGAUCAGCAAAGGAACUUGAAUUGAAUGUAAUGUCUUGAUUUGUGUUAGGUUUCACGUAGUAGUGAAUUUAUUUCAUUUAGUUUCAAACAUACCCUGGAACAUACUGACAUUUGCUCAAGGAUGUUGAAUUGAAACCAAAAUUGAAACAUAAAAGAGCCUAUAGUGCAUUUAAUAUUUUUUUGAUCAAAUUAUGGACACAUUAUAGCUAACUUGUAGCGUUGAAGAAUUUCAUUGAUUGCUGCUGGUUCGCAGCCAUGGUCAUAGAUCCGGGCUUCCAGUUUGGCGGGUUGAUCCCCCCAUGUUCGUCAGAAACGGAAUGCUUGCACUAGGAGGCUUGUUCCGUAUUUCAGCACUCCGCAGGAAGGGGGAGUCUUAAUCGCCUUGUCAACCAACCGAGCGCUUAUUUCCAGCUGGUCAAGUCCUGCAUGCUUGCACGGUAGAUUGACUCAUACCCCUGCUCAUAUCCGAUGAUCGAAAUGGCAUGGUCACUUCGUCGAUUCUUCUUAAACUCCUUUGCACAGUCCAAUCCAAACUGGAAAUGAUUUCGGUCGGAUAGACAAAAAAGUAUUCAAUCUUUUCGAUUCCUUGACAAAUUCCUCCACAAAUUUUGAGGCAGGCUUCUGGAUCUGGAGCUCCGAGCGGCGAUGGUAGAUGGGGAUGGGAAUUCUAGAGCGAAGAUUUGCUGAGCUCUUUUUUGCAAGAACUUUCUCGGUCAGAGAAGGAUUUUUGUGAGAUUUAUAAUGCUGGAUUCAGUCUCACACAGAUUACCAAUAAUAUUGUUAAUAAUCUCUACAGACAGGCUACAAAAAGAGAAACAUCAAACGAAAAUGUUUGUGUGAGUAUUGUGGGGGAUUUUUUUUCUUGUUUACAAGCAAUGAACCACAACAAAACAUGUGGAAUUGGAAAAAUAUGAAAAAAUGCGUUUAUUCGAAAUAGUUAUUUAUGCAACAAGUUGCAAAAUGAUGAUUUUUUCAGCACGAGUCGUACAUUUAUCCAACGAGGCUUGCCGAGUUGGAUAAAUACGACAAGUGCUGAAAAAAUCGAGUUUUGCAACGCGUUGCAUACAUCAUUUUUUGCAAUUAUGAAAAAUACUCUUAGUACGAUCAUUUCUAACUGCUCAAGUGCUCAGACAGGUCUCAGCUAAAACCACGUGCGAGCAUCCAUGCGCGCAAGUCCAUUUUUCUCAAUCAGGUAGGCUAUGUCAAUAAGUGUCACAUCUACUCGGAGUCGCGUCGUCAACGAGCGUUUUUUGUGCUGCUGCUUCCAGGGGGAUGACGAAGGGCCAGAAUCAUCUACCCAGCAUUCGAUUAAACAUGGCGUCCAAUGUUUUUGUUUUGAUUGCUUAAUUCAUUGAAAAAAUGCGCUGGAAACAUCGACACUGCUUCGCUGCUACAUAUAAUAUCGUGCAAAGUGAUAAAGAAAGAGAAACAAUCAUCAAAAACAAUGAUUUCGUUCGAAAUGUGUAAUUUCCGAAAUAAGCACUUGCAACACACGAGCCACACACCCGAAAAUCAGGAACAAAUUAGGGUAAACCGACCAGAAAGUGGGUACCAAAACGCGCCGUACCAAAAACGAUGAUGGGUGAAGCGGCGAUGUACCGAAUUUGACAGCUGUGUCACCCCACUGGCUGCUUCUAACUCUACGUCUGUUUGGCUGAUCAAAUCAGAAUUAGAAUCGCUUCUAUUCAGGUUCGAUCUGCCGAACAGACAUAGGAGCAGCCAUUGAAUAGACAAAUAGGCUCCUAAAGUCCUAUCGGGAUUCUUGUUUUAAACCACAAUAUAUGGUUCAAGAGUACAUAUUUACUCAUUUUUUGACGUUUUUAUUAGCCGUAGUUGAAAAUAUAUAAUUUUUAUUUUUUUAGCAUUUUGUCUCGUCCCUAGCUUAUAACACAUACUUUGAGUGAUUUUUUUUCACCGUGUAUGUCAGAUAGAAACA